GCUACCAAUCGGAAACUGUGAUUAAGUAUUAACAUAAAAAAAUCACGGGAGUUAAACGGUAAAAUUGAUUCAGAACCAUAGAAUGAGAUUAUGAAUUUGCGUGACGUUCCUACGUCAUUUGUCACAUCGAGAAUUUCAGCUUCUUUGAAUCAAAUUACACGACAACCUAUUGGGGUUAAGACGGGGCUCUAUGGUAACUAUGAAAUCCUGAAGCGGCAGAGAAUCGCUGGAAUAGUCAGUCUGAAAAGCGAGUUUGUGCGCUGAAGUCUCCGGCCGACCUCGUAGACUGUACCUCUACUUCUUCGGAAACUGCGAUGAACUUUUCAGUGGUCGGACUUUGAUUUUUCGUUUUGAUACUAUAAAAUUUUUUCGAGUGUUUUUUGAAAAUAUUUUUUUUCGAAUAAAUGUUCGAUGAAAUAACUUGAACGAUGGCUUCUACAGGUGGCAAAAAAGGGGGGAAGGGACCCCCUAGAAUCGGCAACGAUAAAAAGGAUUCUAAUGAUACAGGAAGCAAUAAAGACCCAAAGGAAAAAGAAAGAGAAGAUGUUGUCAGCAACUCACCUGUCGAGGCAGAAGACGUACCAGCUCCUAAACCUCAAAGUGCUGGAGCGAGUGUUCGAGAUGCUGCUCAAAAAGUGCUCAAUCUCUGUCAGAAAGCAGAAUGGGGUCCGGUGGAGCAAGUGCUCAAAUCGAUGGAGAAGGCCCUUGCAAAUGCAGGAGAGGACGUUAUCAGCCUUCCACUUCUUGGCGUUAUCGACUUGGUAACGGGCAUGACACCUUUGAUGUAUGCCGUAAAGGACAACAGGACCUCCCUGGUAGACAGGAUGAUCGAAUUAGGAUCGGAUGUCGGCGCCAGGAACAACGAUAAUUAUAAUGUACUUCACAUAGCAUCAAUGCAUUCCCGAGAAGAUGUUGUCAAAUUACUUUUGACCAAAAAAGGUGUCGAUCCAUAUUCUACUGGAGGGAGUCGGAAUCAGACUGCUGUUCACUUGGUUGCAUCUAGACAAACUGGAACUGCCACCGCUAUUUUGAGGGCUCUUUUAACAACAGCAGGAAAGGAUAUCAGGUUGAAGGCUGACGGAAAAGGAAAAAUCCCUCUGUUACUAGCAGUUGAAGCUGGAAACCAAUCAAUGUGUCGUGAGUUACUUAGCGCCCAAACUUCAGAUCAGUUGAAGGCUACAUCUGCCAAUGGCGACACUGCUUUGCACUUGGCAGUCAGAAAGAAAGAUAUCGACAUGGUUCGAAUUCUGGUAGACUACGGUACUUCAGUCGACAUAAGAAAUGGUGAAGGUCAAACUCCACUCCACAUAGCAGCAGCUGAAGGUGACGAGAUAAUGGUGAAGUAUUUUUACGGGGUGAGAGCCUCAGCAAGCAUAACCGACAACCAAGACAGGACCCCUAUGCAUUUGGCUGCUGAAUAUGGACACGCUAACAUUAUAGAACUACUGGCUGAUAAGUUCAAAGCCAGUAUUCUGGAGAGGACCAAAGAUGGAUCAACGUUGAUGCACAUAGCAUCUCUGAACGGACAUGCAGAUUGCGCCAUGAUGCUCUUCAAGAAAGGCGUUUUUUUACAUAUGCCAAACAAGGACGGAGCUAGGAGUAUCCAUACUGCUGCUAGGUAUGGCCAUGUUGGAAUAAUCAAUACCCUUCUACAAAAAGGAGAAAAAGUUGACGUUACAACAAAGGAAAACUAUACAGCACUACACAUAGCUGUUGAAUCCUGUAAACCUAUAGUUGUGGAAACCCUACUUGGAUAUGGAGCUGACGUUCAUAUAAGAGGAGGUAAACUAAGAGAGACUGCUCUCCAUAUUGCUGCAAGGGUCAAAGAUGGUGAACGAUGUGCCUUGAUGUUACUAAAAUCUGGAGCUGGGCCAAAUAUCGUUACAGAUGAUGGCCAAACACCUGUUCACGUUGCAGCCCAGUAUGGAAACUUACAAACCCUACUCCUUCUUCUAGAAGAUGGUGGAGACCCCCAAUUCAAAAACAAGCUAGGAGAGACCCCACUUCAUCAUGCAGCAAGAGGCUGCCGCUCAGAUGUAGUUGAACACUUAAUCCAGUAUGUAAAAAACAAUAAAGGAGAUGAGGUUGCAACCGAUUACGUGAACGAAGUAAACGAGAAGUCUGAAAGUGCUCUACAUUACGUAUCAACAGUUAUGUCUGAAGAAGUAGAAAUACCAGACACAGAUAGAAAAACAUGUAUGGCUCUUUUACAAAGCGGUGCUGAUGUGAAUCUCGAAACUCCCCACCAAGAGACUGCUUUUCAUUACGUUGCAACUGCUGGAAAUAACAACGUGGUCAUGGAAAUGAUUGGGCAUAUGUCAAAUACAGAUAUACAGAAAGCCUUGAAUAAACAAGACGUUAGUGGGUGGACACCAUUGUUGAUAGCUUCUCACAAAGGUCAUGACCAAAUGGUGAAUAACCUGUUGGCGAACCACGCCAGAGUUGAUGUAUUCGAUAUCGAAGGUAGAUCGGCACUGCAUCUAGCUGCUGAACGUGGAUUUCUUCCUAUAUGCGACUCCCUAUUAACUCACAAGGCUUUCAUCAAUAGCAAGUCUAGAAAUGGGAGAACUGCUCUUCACCUGGCUGCCAUGAAUGGCCAUGUACAUCUUGUGAAGUUCCUCAUCAAAGAUCACCAUGCCGUGAUCGACAUUUUAACGUUGAAGAAACAGACACCUCUUCACUUAGGUGCAGCUGCUGGCCAAAUAGAAGUAUGCAAGCUUUUACUGGAACUAGGAGCUGAUAUUGACGCUACUGACGAACAGGGACAAAAGCCAAUCCAUGCAGCCUGCCGAAAUAACCAUUCAGAAGUUGCUAAGUUGUUCCUUCAGCAACAUCCCAGUUUAGUUAUGGCCAUGACGAAAGAUGGAAAUACCUGUGCUCAUAUUGCAGCUGCCCAGGGGAGUGUAACAGUUAUUGAGGAGUUGAUGAAAUUUGAUAGACAAGGAGUUAUAAAUGCUAGGAAUAAACUGACUGAUGCUACUCCUCUUCAGAUAGCCGCAGAAGGUGGUCAUGCGGAAGUUGUUAAAGCUUUGGUGAGAGCAAACGCUUCAGUAAAUGACGAGAACAAAGCAGGUUUCACUGCUGCUCACUUGGCUGCCAGGAAUGGACAUGGACAAGUAUUGGAAGUACUUCGUUCUUCUAACACACUAAAAAUCACUAGCAAAAAACUGGGAGUGACGCCAUUACACGUUGCGGCUUACUUCGGUCAAGCUGAUACUGUGAGAGAACUACUCACACACGUACCUGGUACUGUCAAGUCUGAAGUUCCAAGUGGUUCAUCGUUGGUUUCAAUUCUAGGGAACGAAUCAGGAAUGACACCUUUACAUUUAGCUGCUUUCUCUGGAAAUGAAAAUGUUGUUCGACUGUUAUUGAAUUCUGCAGGAGUCCAAGUUGAUGCAGCAAGUCGUGAAAAUGGAUACAACCCAAUGCAUCUUGCUUGUUAUGGUGGCCACGUCACAGUUGUUGGUCUUCUUCUUAGUAGAUCUGCUGAAUUACUUCAAAGUGUAGAUAAACAUGGCAAAACGGGAUUACAUAUUGCAGCUACUCAGGGACAUUAUCAGAUGGUGGAGGUGUUACUUGGCCAAGGUGCAGACAUCAACGCUUCAGAUAAAAAUGGCUGGACUCCAUUGCAUUGUGCUUCCAAGGCUGGUUGUACAGAUGUCGUUGUGUUGCUAACGGAAUCAGGAGCAUCUCCAAAAUCUGAAACAAAUCAAGGCGCAGUACCUAUUUGGUUUGCAGCAUCAGAAGGGCAUCACGAUGUCUUAGAAUAUCUCAUGACUAAAGAACACGACACCUACAUUUUAAUGGAUGAUAAGAAAUUUGUGUACAACCUGAUGGUCUGCUCGAAAAACCAUAAUAAUAAGCCAAUAGAAGAAUUCAUUCUUGUUUCGCCAGCACCAGUCGAUACAGCGGCGAAACUGUCAAAUAUUCUUAUCGUUUUAUCGAACAAAGAAAAAGAGAGAGCUAAAGAUCUCAUUGCAGCUGGGAAGUUUUGUGAAUAUAUGGCAACGGAACUUCUUGCUUUAGCUGCAGGUGCUGAUUCAGCUGGAAAGAUAUUGACAUCAACGGAUAGAAGAAAUAUUGAAUUUCUAGACGUACUAAUAGAAAAUGAACAGAAGGAGGUUAUUGCUCAUACUGUAGUGCAGAGAUAUUUGCAGGAACUGUGGAGAGGUGCGCUCAACUGGAGAGCUUGGAGGACUUUGCUACUCUUUGUAGUUUUUAUAUUCUGCCCACCAGUCUGGAUAGCCUUCACCCUUCCCCUGGGUCACAAAUAUAAUAAAGUACCAAUAAUCAAGUUUAUGUCAUACCUAACAUCACAUAUACAUCUCAUGUUUCUACUUCUCAUAGUUGCUAUUCUUCCACCCUACCCUGUUGUGCGAAAUAACUUGAUACCUUAUUGGUAUGAGUGGCUUCUUCUUGUUUGGCUAAGUGGCCUCCUUCUAUUCGAAUUAACCAACCCUAGCGAUAAAUCAGGAUUAGGCUGGAUCAAGCUGUCUGUUCUUCUCCUCAGCAUAUUCGGUGUAGCAACACAUCUCAUUGGCAUACUCUUCGUAGAAAAAGCUAACUGGCCUACUCUAAUGUACUGUAGAAAUCAGCUGUUUGCUUUAUCAUUCGUUUUAGCAUGUGUACAGAUACUUGACUUCCUCUCAUUCCAUCAUCUUUUCGGACCCUGGGCCAUAAUCAUUGGAAAUCUAAUGAAGGAUUUGGCCAGAUUUCUAGCUGUUUUAGCUAUUUUCGUUUUCGGAUUUUCCAUGCAGUUUGUUGCUUUGAAUCAGUCUUUCAAUAAUUUGAAUCCAAAUCAAGUGAGGAGCCUUGCUAGACCUAGGAGGAUAGCCUUAUUCAGUGAUGUGAUAAUGAACCCACUUCUCGUCUUCGAACGGUUAUUUUUUGCUGUCUUUGGCCAAACAACAUACGACGAGCUAAUAAGAAGAGCUCCACCUAACGUUGCACCCUACAGACCUCUGUGGACCGAUAAUCUUUUCAAAAUUGUAUUUGGGAUCUACAUGUUGGUAUCAGUGGUAGUGCUGAUAAAUCUCCUGAUAGCCAUGAUGUCAGAUACUUAUCAGAGGAUUCAGGCCCAAUCUGAUAUCGAGUGGAAAUUUGGACUCAGUAAGUUGAUUCGAUCGAUGCAUAGAACGACUACAGCACCAAGUCCUAUAAACCUCAUAACUACAUGGCUGUUCUACCUUGUGGAUAUUUGCAAGCAGCGAAUGAGGAGAAAGAAACGCCAAAGUCUUGUACACUUGAUGGACUCGUUCAAGAAGCCCCAACACAUGAGUCCGAGAUCCAAAGCUGGUGCCAAAUGGCUGUCGAAGGUCAAAAAAGGUCAAGUUGCUCCGAAAGAAUCAGUGGCUCUUUCUGUUGCUCACAUGAGUCCCUUCGGUUCCCAACUGAGUUUGAACGUUACCACGACACGUAUUGAGCAUGUCACUGAUUGGGAAGCUAUUGCCAAAAGAUACAGAGCUCUAGUGGGCCAUAUAGAUGAAGUCAAGGAGCACACGCCCGAAAAUGAAGAUGAAGAAGACAGCGACAAUGAAGUUAUUAUACCAAAUAAUGUUGGUCCCCCAACGUGAAAAUCUAGAUGUCGAUGGUGCAAAGAAAAAGCGAAUUCUUUAUACUCAAUAAUAAUUCGUAUUUAAGUGAAUGAAUUGUAUUUCAGAGAGCUCCAAUAGUGUCUUUCUUUGAUUGAAUUUAUAUACAAAACCUG
This is a messenger RNA of Harmonia axyridis, 5707 nucleotides long. It is a transcript of the gene nompC, whose product is annotated as serine/threonine-protein phosphatase 6 regulatory ankyrin repeat subunit A. Lineage: Eukaryota; Metazoa; Arthropoda; Insecta; Coleoptera; Coccinellidae. The record is from RefSeq and is a predicted model, not a curated record. Gene Ontology annotation, biological process: GPI anchor biosynthetic process; calcium ion transmembrane transport. Gene Ontology annotation, molecular function: protein binding; calcium channel activity. Bases 429 to 5573 code for a protein of 1714 amino acids. Gene Ontology annotation, cellular component: glycosylphosphatidylinositol-N-acetylglucosaminyltransferase (GPI-GnT) complex; membrane. The transcript has 17 exons.